CUUACAUUACUUUAAUGUUCGCUAGAUGGCUUGAAAAUUCUAGAUUGCGUUACGUCAAAACAAUUCAAAACAAACUUGUGGUGGAUCUCAAGGAUUGUGUUGUAAUAUCUGCUUGAAGAUAAAACUCUAUGGCGGAAAAGAACGAAAAGAUAGUUGAGGAUUUGAUCAAAGAUUUGGAUAUCACAAAUUGCAAAUCUGAAAUUUCAGAGCACGAUGAAAACGUUGAAUUCCAAGAUGCACUAGGCCCCUCAGGAGAAAAUACUCCAUACGUCUCAUCAGAUGAGUCAGAUUGUGAUGUUGUAACAAACAGUGAAGAUCUACAACUUAGCAAGGAAGAGAUUGAGGAGAGAAAAACCAAAGUUUUGGAAAUCAAGGAGAAAGGGAAUACACUCUUUAGGUGUGGAAGCCAUGACGAAGCAUGCCAUCUUUAUUCCAACGCCUUGAAAAUCUGUCCUUCCAUUUUCACAGAAGAAAGAUCAAUGUUGUACAACAAUCGGGCAGCUGCAAAGGUGAAACAGGGUAAAAAUGAAAGUGCUUUGAAAGAUUGCACAAAAGCUUUAGAACUGAAUCCAGCAUAUUUCAAAGCACUUAUGCGACGAGCCAAACUGUAUGAAGAAUUAGAUCAACUUGACAAGGCUCUAGCUGACUAUAAAGAAUUACAUGGACUAGAGCCCAACAAUGUGGAAAUUAAUUCUGCCUUGAUGAAGUUGCCUAAACGUAUUGAAGAGCAAACAGAAAAGCUCAAACAAGAAAUGUUUGGAAAAAUGAAAGAUUUGGGAAAUAUGUUUCUUAAACCUUUUGGAUUGUCAACUGAUAAUUUCAAAAUCAAUCAAGAUCCAGCCACAGGCUCUUACUCAGUUAACAUGUCCAAAUGAUUUAUAUGCUUACCCUCAUGGAGGCCACUAUUUGAAAAAGAAAUGUCAAUAAUAAAAAUUUGUAAAGCUGGAAAUAAUUUGAAUAAAUUCCUCGUUCUGUGGA
This is a messenger RNA of Daphnia pulicaria, 978 nucleotides long. It is a transcript of the gene Ttc1, whose product is annotated as tetratricopeptide repeat protein 1-like. Bases 129 to 875 code for a protein of 248 amino acids. The transcript has 4 exons. The record is from RefSeq and is a predicted model, not a curated record. Lineage: Eukaryota; Metazoa; Arthropoda; Branchiopoda; Diplostraca; Daphniidae. Gene Ontology annotation, molecular function: protein binding.